Messenger RNA from Populus euphratica (Euphrates poplar), 853 nucleotides. RefSeq names its product NADH dehydrogenase [ubiquinone] 1 beta subcomplex subunit 10-B-like. NCBI's taxonomy places the organism in Eukaryota, Viridiplantae, Streptophyta, Magnoliopsida, Malpighiales, Salicaceae. The coding region runs from base 124 to 447 and encodes 107 amino acids. The record is from RefSeq and is a predicted model, not a curated record. Gene Ontology annotation, cellular component: respiratory chain complex I. The transcript is spliced from 3 exons.
GUAAAUAGCAAACCCAAACUCCAAACGCACAGGCAAAAGUCAAGGCCUUUUCACCAGAGCAAAAGACCCAAACCAAACCGAACCACACGACACAGGGCGAGCAAGCAGUGACAGCAGAGAGAAAUGGGGAGGAAGAAGGGAGUGGUAGAGUUCGAGGAUUCUCCUCCAGAUGACUUCGAUCCAUCGAACCCUUACAAGGACCCAGUGGUGAUGCUGGAAAUGAGAGAGCAUCUUGUUAGAGAGAAAUGGAUUGACAUAGAGAAAGCCAAGAUCUUGAGAGAGAAACUGCGGUGGUGCUAUCGCAUUGAAGGAGUCAAUCAUCUCCAGAAAUGUCGCCAUCUUGUCCAGCAGUAUCUUGAUUCAACUCGUGGGAUCGGGUGGGGCAAGGACCAACGCCCUCCUUGUCUCCACGGUCCUAAAGUGGAGGCAACAGCCGAGUCUGAGUGAAUCCGUUUCAGUAUUUGAUCUGCCUGGUUUUGUAUUAAGAUCCAACUUUGUUUCAUGCAUGGAGACUUUUGAAAGGAAAUUGAAGAGACAUAAUGUGGCCAUGCAAUGUCUGAGAAACAGCAGGGUGUAUUGUUCCUUCUCAAAGGUCUUGGGUGAACAGGUCAUAUAGAUGCUUAAAGUUAUCACUUGUAGGAAAUUAAGGGAAAAUUAGUUAUUGGCUGUCUAGGGUCAGAGAGGGGAUGCAUUGUGGUUGCUGAGGGUAUCUGAUGAGCUAAACAAAAACUGUCUUGAAUUUUAAUGUAAUUCAGCAAAAUAUCUUGCUUAUGCUUGCUGUUUAUUUUUAACUAGAUUAGGUUUUGAUGUGUUACUCAUAAUGAGCUUAAGUAUAGAACAUCUGCAUUUUUCA